CCCUUAAUUUAAUCAUUGUUUAUUAUAUAAACCCACAUCACAUUUCCCCAAAUUUGCAGCUUCCGAAGUUGUUUUUGUAACUGGGAGGCAGCCAAGCCAAGCAAGCAAGACAUCUUCCUCUAAUCCUCCUCCAAAGGAAGAGUCUUGCACACAGAUGCAAUAAUACCCCAACAACAAACAAACCAUCCAAAUCCAAUCCCCCUCAUUAUUGUUCAACAAUGCUUCUUCCUACCACCUGCAUUCUCUUAAUUUGUUUCUCUCUAUCCCUUCUCUCUAAAGCUUCUUCUUCCUCCUUGAACCUCACCCUCCCUCACCAGCACCCAGACCCUGAUGCUGUUGCUCAUGAAGUUCAAAGGAGAGUCAAUGCGUCUGUUUCCAGGCGCCAAAUGCUGUCCAUUGAUGUCAAGGACCAAAGCCAGUGCCUCAGCGGUAACCCAAUCGAUGACUGCUGGCGCUGCGAGGACUGGAGCAACAACCGCCAAAAGCUCGCCGAUUGCGGCAUUGGGUUCGGCAUGGAAGCCUUGGGGGGCAAAGGGGGCCUGAUCUACAUAGUCACCGACUCCUCCGAUUCCAACCCGGCGAACCCAACUCCGGGCACGCUCCGCCACGCCGUCAUCCAAACCGAGCCCCUCUGGAUCAUCUUCUCCGCCGACAUGACCAUCAAGCUCAAAUACGAGCUCAUUGUCAACAGCUUCAAAACCAUCGACGGCCGCGGCGUCAACGUCCACGUCACCGGCGGUGGAUGCAUAACCCUCCAGUACGUCUCCAACAUCAUCAUCCACAACAUCCACGUGCACCACUGCAAGCCCGCCGGCAACACCAACAUCGCCUCCAGCCCCACCCACGUUGGCUGGCGCGGCAAAUCGGACGGCGACGGCAUCUCCCUCUUCGGCGCUCGCAAAAUCUGGAUCGACCACUGCUCCCUCUCGUUCUGCGCCGACGGACUGAUCGACGCCAUCAUGGGGUCCACCGGAAUCACGAUUUCCAACAACUACUUCGCCCACCACGACGAGGUGAUGCUAUUGGGCCACGACGACAAGUACCUGCCGGACAGCGGGAUGCAGGUGACGAUUGCGUUUAACCACUUCGGUGUGGCGCUGGUGCAGCGUAUGCCGCGGUGCAGACGGGGGUACAUCCACGUGGUGAACAACGACUUCACGCGGUGGGAGAUGUAUGCCAUCGGCGGUAGCGCUAACCCCACCAUCAACAGCCAGGGGAACCGCUACACUGCUCCUCAGGACGAGAACGCCAAGGAGGUGACAAAGCGCGUGGACACGAACGAGGGCGACUGGUCUGACUGGAAUUGGAGGACGGAGGGGGACAUCAUGGUAAAUGGCGCGUUUUUCGUGCCGUCCGGCGCAGGAAUGAGCACUCAGUACGCCAAGGCCUCAAGCAUCGAGCCCAAGUCCGUUGCUCUCAUCGAACGAAUCACAGCCAACGCCGGUGUUUUCGGUGACCCAAGGGAAAGCAGUCGCGUAACAAGCCCUGAUGACGGGACCAUCACCGACGGCGGCAGCACCACCAGUGGCAGUGGAGGAUCGAACGGCAAGGGCAAUGACGAUGACUAUUUCGGAAUGAUAUUUGGGAACGGUGCUGGACCAAGCUCUUCAUCAUCUUCAAGCACAAUAUUCUUGUGUCUCUUAAUUAUUUUUAUUUUGUACGUUACCACUAAUCAUGGUGGCACUCUAUUAUCUUUACCCUUAUUAUUAACAUUAUUAUAAAAUUCAAACAAAACAAAUUUGGGACAAAAAUUUCCCAAAUUGUUUGAUUGCUUC
Molecule: messenger RNA, 1775 nt
Organism: Pyrus x bretschneideri (Chinese white pear)
Lineage: Eukaryota; Viridiplantae; Streptophyta; Magnoliopsida; Rosales; Rosaceae
Product: probable pectate lyase 12
Exons: 4
Coding region: 219-1721 (500 amino acids)
Molecular function (GO): pectate lyase activity
Source: RefSeq, a predicted model, not a curated record